This is a messenger RNA of Vespa crabro (European hornet), 1597 nucleotides long. Its product is annotated as ketohexokinase-like. Gene Ontology annotation, molecular function: ketohexokinase activity. NCBI's taxonomy places the organism in Eukaryota, Metazoa, Arthropoda, Insecta, Hymenoptera, Vespidae. The coding region runs from base 212 to 1288 and encodes 358 amino acids. The record is from RefSeq and is a predicted model, not a curated record. The transcript has 4 exons. Gene Ontology annotation, biological process: fructose metabolic process.
UUUUUAUGAAAUAUUAUGCUGGGCGAUUUAUCUGAAUAUAUAAAUUAAACAUAAUUUGGAAAGAUUAGAAAAAUACGAACUUUUACUUAUUUAUCAUCUUUAAUGAUGAUUAUUUGAUAGAUUUUGUAUUUAUUAUUUUAUUAUUUAAAGUUCGUGUUAUAGCGAUAUAAUUCCAAAUUUCUACAGGAAGAUUAUUGAUACGUCUUCUUCAAUGGAGUUCAGUAAUAUAAAAAUUUUAACUGUUGGAUUAAGCUGUGUUGAUAUAGUACAAACAUGUAAAUAUUAUCCUCUUGAGGAUUGUGAACAAAAGUCUGUUGAAUAUAAACAGCAAAGAGGUGGAAAUAGUUCAAAUACAUGCACUGUUCUUUCUUUGUUAGGAAAUUUGUGUGAAUUCUUAGGAGUAUUUAGUGCAGAAGAACAUACUAAUUUCUUACAAAAUGACAUGAAAAAAUAUAAUAUUGAUUUUUCACAUUGUCCUGAAAUCAAAGGUGUUGGAUGUCCUGUAUCAACAGUUAUACUAAGUUUAAGUACUGGAACUCGUACAAUUUUACAUUAUAAUCCGAAUCUACCAGAAUUGACAUUAAAAGAUUUUAUGCAACUGAAAUUGCAGAACUACAGUUGGAUCCAUUUUGAAGGCAGAAAUAUAACGGAAUUAUUAUCUAUGAUGCAAAAUAUAGAAAGCUACAAUAAGUCUAUGAGAUUAUCAGAUAAGCAAAAUAUAGAAAAAAGUAAUAAAUGGAAUAUGACUAUUACUAUUAGUUUGGAGAUAGAAAAAUCUAUACCUGAAUUAUUAGAUUUAUUAUCUUAUGUCGAUAUAGUAUUUAUAUCAAAAGACUUUGCAAGAAGUAGAGGAUAUAACAAUAUGAGUGAAACAUUGAAAAAUAUCAGUGCAAAAACUAAACCAGGAACAAUUAUUAUUUGUGCUUGGAGUGAUAGAGGUGCAAUGGCAUGUAUUUCGGAUGGAGUUACAGUACAAUCACCAGCUUUUCCACCACAAAAAAUAAUAGACAGUCUUGGUGCUGGGGAUACAUUUAAUGCAGGGGUUAUACAUUAUUUGAACAAAGUAAAAAUUUCUGCUAAAAAUAAAGACAAAGGUUCUUCAAACAGUCCUGUUAAAAAAAGUCAGUCAAAGAAACAUGAUAUUGAAAAUUCAAAAUUUAAUCAAACAGAAUUUAUUGAUCAAAAUAUUCUACAGGCAGCUAUAACCUUUGCUUGUCAUGUUGCUGGUACCAAAAUAGGAAUGAAAGGUUAUGAUGGUCUUGAUAAGAUAUUUACAAAAUUCGAAUAAAUUUAUAUAUUUAAAAAAAAGGGUCGAUUUCAUCUUAAAUAUAAUACUAUUUUUAGCGCAAUAUAUAUUAAUCGUACAGAUUUAUUUUAGUAAUUAAACGUAUUGAGCAUUUUUACAUGUAAUAUUUGAUAUUUGACACAUAAUGUAGAGUUCUGUAAUAUUAAAUCUAAGAGAAAAGGGUAGCACCAGGGGAUCCGAAGAUGUUGUGCCUGUCUUUUAGACGCUAUCAUGUUAACCUUAUACAAUAUUUUAUCAUAAAUACCAUAAUAAUAACUGAUAUUUUAGAAAUAUAAUGAUUUGAUAUGAGAA